CAUCACUAAUGAGGCUGCUGUGCAUAACUUAGCCAUAUGUCCAUACUAUUCAUAAGCCUAUCUUUAAAGCAGUCAAAAGAGUACAAUAAAGACCUGCUAUUUGAUGAAAACAUUUAUCAGCUUCCAACUGUAGCGUUACAUGUUCACACACUGGAUUUGCAGCACGGCGUCAUCCGUUUCCAGGAAACAGUUGUUAAGGGUGAUGUAAACUGCACGCCGGACUCCGAGCUGGAAUGGUUGCAGUGCGCAUGUGCUGAUUGAGCGUUUCUGUGCGGUUCUGCUGAGCUGGCUGGGCGCACCGGUGACCUUAUCGGUUUUCACAGACUGUUUCUGGCGGCCCGCGGGUGUAAAAUCCAGAGGCGAAUAAAUGUAGCAAUCCAGGUUAAAAAGGGAAAGAUUGAUCCAGUUUAUGAGUGAUGUGAGAAUGAACUCAAAUAUGCACCAACAAAUGCAAGUGCCACCCUUGGAGGGAAAAGUUCGCUGUAAUUAUCUAAAUCUGCCUCUGAUUAAUGGGGACCGACUGAGGACAGCUAAGACUCUAGUGGACAAAGCCAUAAAGGAAAAGAAAGUGUUCACGGUGCAUGGCCCAUAUCCGGUAAUCCGCGCGGGCCUACGCGCAAGAGGAUGGGUGGAGCGCCGACUACCACGGCCCACUUUCCUACAAACCCGUCGACAUGAUCUUGAAACUGAAGCCACAGAUGAGGGUGACAGCAGUGAUGAUGAUGACUUGGUAGAGGAGGGAGAAAGGGACGAUGAAGCAGAUGAUCUGUACGACCUAAUGUCACGGUUGGUUCGCAAUGAGACCCCAUAUUUCUACUGGACAACAAAGAGGGAUUCAAUCGACUGUAGGUCUUUACGUAAAGAUCAGAUGACCAAUCAUUAUGCAAAGGCGGGAUCUUUUACAACCAAGGUUGGUUUGUGUGUGAAUUUGAGAAAUCUGCAGUGGUUUGAUGAAGCAGACCCUGAUACAUUCUUCCCACGCUGCUACAGACUGGGGGCGGAGGAUGAGAAACAUGCUUUUAUUGACGACUUUAGACGCACUGCAUGCACAAGUCUAUUGCUGUAUGUUUUGGAGAAGUAUGGAGGGGAUUCAGAGUGGGAGAGAAUAGGCGAGGUUCAUGAUGCUAAAUCUCGUGGUCUGAGCAAGCGGCGUAAACAGCACACCAAUCAGAGGGUUGGAACCUCGUUAAUUGACAAUGCAUUGCAUGUAUGUCAGGAGUAUCUGAACAGUUUAGAACACUGUGACAUAGACGUCACUUUGGAAACAACCCCUACCCUCUCGGAGCAACAGUGGAAGGUGUUUCUUCAGAAUUAUUACUUAGUUAUUCAUGAAGGACUGACGAUAGAGGGAUGUGAAGAAUAUGUGGAGCGUUGUAAAUGCAUGCUGGAGCAGAUGCGUCAAGUUUGCCCUCAGAUAGAGACUGAUGGACUCAGCAACAUCUGGAUCAUUAAACCUGGGGCCAAGUCACGAGGCAGAGGUAUAAUGUGCAUGAACAAGCUGGAUGAGAUGUUGAGUUUAGUAGAUGGAGACCACUGCAUCAUGACGGACAGUAAAUGGGUGGUGCAGAAGUACUUGGAGCGGCCCCUCCUCGUGCAUGACACUAAGUUUGAUGUUAGGCAGUGGUUCCUGGUCACAGACUGGAACCCUCUCACUGUGUGGUUCUACCGUGAGAGCUACCUCCGUUUUUCUACGCAACCUUACUCCACUCAUACAUUGGACAGCUCUGUACAUCUUUGCAACAACUCCAUUCAGAAGCAUUUUCAGCCAAGCCCAGAUCGCAAUCCUUCUCUACCCGCAGAGUCCAUGUGGUCGUGUUCGCAGUUCCGCUCCUGGUUGGCUGCUUCAGGCCGUGGUGGUCUGUGGGAAGGGGUGGUGGUUCCAGGUAUGCAGAAGGCUGUUAUCCAAACUCUCUUGACUGCACAGGACAGUGUGGAACCUCGCAAAGCCAGUUUUGAGCUUUAUGGAGCUGACUUUAUGCUGGGAAAUGAUUUACGACCUUGGCUGUUGGAGAUCAAUGCCAGCCCCACCAUGGCACCCUCCACAAGAGUCACAGCUCGACUCUGCCCCGCUGUACAGGAAGACACUUUGCGGGUGGUGCUGGAUCGACGCUGUGACCGCAACUCUCACACUGGUGGCUUCCAGCUCAUAUACAAACAGGCACCAGUAGAAGUUCCUCAGUAUGUGGGAGUGAAUCUUCUUGUAGAGGGGACUUCAAUCAGACGACCCCGUGCCCCUAUUUACAAACCUCUCAUUCAGUCUCACCUUGAGCCGCUAUCAAAAUCCACCAGUCACAAGCCUUCACUCAUUAACAGCCAUUGCACUUCUGGCAAGGAGAAUCAGUCACAGGGGGUAAAAAAGGCCUGGCCUACACUCUCCUCCCGUAAAGUCACACCGGAGCAAUCUUUAAUCUUUCACCCUAAACUGAGGAAACGUCCCCACAGACUAAUCUUACCUUCAAACUGUUGUGUGCUUCCCAACCCAUCUGAACUUCAUCCACAAAAGCUCUCAGACACUCUAGCCCAGCCCGAUCACCCUCACACACACAGGACACGCAGUAACCUUCCAUCUCUUUACCGGCCAACCCCCUCACUGGAAGUGAUAAGCAUACGACCUAGACAAACUACCACCUCCUUUCGCUACAAACACAACAUGCACACAGUCAAUAUAUCUUACACAGUCUUACCCAUGCAGCAGCAACUUUCACUAAACCAUAGACGGGCCACUGACACUUUUACAAAGAGAGAAGGGCCGAAGUCGUCCUGAGGAACCUUUUGGAGAACAGGAUUUUAUACAAACAGAGUUAAUAUGACUUAAAUGCAAUAAAUAGACUGCAUCAGUUUUCAUUGUAAGUUUAUCUUUAAAUGCACUGGAUUUAAAACACAUAUAUUUACUGUCAGAAAUAAGAAAGAGAACUGCAUUUUAGUUGAGGAAGUACUUUUAGUACUUUUUGGUAAUUAAGAGCACAU
Pimephales promelas (fathead minnow) is the source of this 2967-nucleotide messenger RNA. NCBI's taxonomy places the organism in Eukaryota, Metazoa, Chordata, Actinopteri, Cypriniformes, Leuciscidae. The record is from RefSeq and is a predicted model, not a curated record.